AUGUCUGCGAAGGCAGACGCAUGUAGGAGUCCUAUGGUUGAUGUGGUUAUGAUUUCUGAACCUGUGAGCACAACUGUUUCUCCGGAACCUUCUACUUUAGUCCAGAAGCAGCCGUCUUCGGUUAUGGAGGGUGAUGAAUCCGCCUUUCAAGAACAAGGGAAUUGUGGGGCCCAGGAACUGGACCAGGUACCAACCAAACCUUCCUCUCUAUCCUCACCUUGCACUGGAGCUGAGCUGGCAUCUUCCGAAUGCUCCAAAGAGGCCGAUCAUCCAAGCCCAACUUCAGUCCUUGAAGCUCCUUUUAUAGAGGAUGCAUCAUCUGCCGAAAGCUUUGAAAGAGUCGCGAUCGAGGAAGAAGACGCUCAACCGUCCCCCAUUGUUCCGGAAGAAAAUCACACAAAAGGUCCCGAAGGCUGGGAAGCUCACUAUGCACUCGACGUGCUAAUCACCUCUGGGCUUCCUCAAGAGCUCGAGUUUAGCAUGUUCAGAACAUCAUGGUACUCCCCAGACUGCUCUCUGGACCCGAAAUUAUUCGACACACUCGAGAAGAAAUACGGUGAUGAUGAUGAGACGAAAUGGGAAAGGAAGUUGCUUUUCGACAGGAUAAAUUUUGCACUACAGAAAAUUUUUGUGGAGCACGUGGACCCAUGCCCAUGGGUCAUGCCGAAAUCGACGGGUUGGAAUCUCGUGAAGUGGCGGACCCGCGGGAUUAUUGUGGACUCUGUUGAUGAUAAAUUGAUCGACCAGUUGGAGCUGCCGCAAGUCGAGAUGAUGUCGGAAAAGGCUGUGGGUCAGGAGAUGGGGUGGGCGGGCCCCAGGGGAGAAGUCAAGAUGGUUGGUAAUGAAAUCGAGACGCUGUUGAUGGAUGACAUGGUGACUGAGGUUAUUCUGUGUAUGUAG
Striga hermonthica is the source of this 900-nucleotide messenger RNA. The record is from the annotation of a GenBank genome assembly. NCBI's taxonomy places the organism in Eukaryota, Viridiplantae, Streptophyta, Magnoliopsida, Lamiales, Orobanchaceae.